AUGGCUCGCAGUGAAAAACGCUACCGGUCGAUGCAAGAACACAUUCGACGCGCCCACCCAGACCAUUAUAUUCCCAAGUUACCUGCCACAGAGGAGAGUUUCCAGUUGAUGAUCAGCACUCCUCCUUCGCAACGCCCACAAGUCCAGCCAACUGCCGCCCUUCCUACUGCUAGGGGCCUUUCGGGUAUGAGUGGAUUAUUUGAACAAACCGGAGCAGGGACCGUGUCUGCGCAACCUCCUGGAGCGGCCAAUGCUGCUGUUGCCCUGACACAACUCCAUCAUUGGGACUCGGAUUUUGAUGUUUUCCCAGAAUCAGACUACAAACGUGAGACGUCGGGUCUCGAAUUACCUUCGCUACGCGCUCAAUUUCAUGAAGACAGCCUUCCACCUUUCCAGCCGGCUCGUCCACGCGAACUCUUACCCUCCAUUCUACAGUCUCCGGGCAGCCGGUACUCAUCGCUACCGCCCAUCCAACGACGCGGUGAGAGACUUCCGCGACCCCGAAAGCCGUCAAUGGGACAAAAUGCGCGCAAGGGCAAGCACGAACGCGGAAAAUCUAGGGAAUUUUCGGCCAAGGAUUUCUCCCGACGGCUGAGCGUCGAAGGCCGAAAAGCAAUGUCUGCCGAACCACCCACAGCGGCGUGGGUUCAAGGCAAGAGAUGGGAAGAUCUGAUCGAGGCUGCCACGAGUGCUACUGAGGCUGAUGAUGAUCGUGAUCUCACUCCCAUGCCGCAGUCGCCAAACUUUCCGCCCUCUACCACUGCAGCUGCCACCACCGCUGCUGGCACGGGCACCACCACCACCGCCGCUCGUAGAUUGUCCGCCGCGGACAAUAUGUCGACCAGUGGGGAUGUCAACAAGCGUUCAUCGCUGCCCCCGGGCUUCCGUCCCUUUGGUCAUCACCUGCACCACCAACCUGGGCAGUACAAUGCCUCUCCGCUGCAGCGCACUCUGACUCCACCACCACCAGAUAUCCUAGGACCCAAUGAUCCUGAGCCAUUCCCAUCGGUCGAGUCCCUAGAGAGCGGGGGAUCGGGUCAGAAUUUCCACAUCUCAGGCUCCGGCCUCCCUACAUCGGCCUCGUCCAACGAUAACACUAGCCCCCUCCAGCACCAUUCACACCCUUACCAGCACUCCCAAUCGUCCUCAUUUGGCAGCAAAUCGGAUGUGUUGGAGAUCUAUUGUGCAUCCUGCAGUCGGCCGUGGCUAUUGAAAAAUGCCUUUGCAUGCACCGAGUGUAUCUGUGGCGUCUGCAGCGACUGCGUUGGACAGAUCAUCAGCAGUCCUGUGGUCACGGUCCAACCAGGUCUCGCACCGAUGCGCCGCGGAUGCCCCCGCUGCGGAGUCAUGGGCGGGCGCUGGAAGAGGUUCAACAUUGACAUUCGCUGA
This is a messenger RNA of Fonsecaea erecta, 1389 nucleotides long. RefSeq lists its product as hypothetical. The record is from RefSeq and is a predicted model, not a curated record. Bases 1 to 1389 code for a protein of 462 amino acids. NCBI's taxonomy places the organism in Eukaryota, Fungi, Ascomycota, Eurotiomycetes, Chaetothyriales, Herpotrichiellaceae. The transcript is spliced from 5 exons.